CUUGAUUUAUUUUACUUUGAAUGUUUAUAUCCAACAUAUCGAUAAGUGACAAUACGUUUAUUAUCCUAGAUCAGAUAAAUUUUAAAACGAUGGUUCGUCUGUCACGUUUAAACUAAUAUAACAGACCAAAUCGAUAAUCUUUACUUUAUUUUUUAGAGUUCAUUUUCUAUUUAAAUUUGAAAUGUGAAUAACAGAAGGAAUAAAACAGUCUCCGAACAAUUCAAGACAAAUCGAAGCCUGGAUUCCAUAUAACUCGCGUUUAAUUCAUCGUAGAAGACAGUUUCAGAGCAUCGGGUGAAUUCAGGCAGAUCUAGAGCAUAGCGGAUACAGGGAUUGUCGCAGAGUCUGAUUUACAGAUCGCGAGGCGAGAUUCGAGAUGCUGCUGGCUACGUUGUCGACGCACGAUUAAACCUCGGUGCGCCGCGGUAAUGGGUGCGCGUGAAACGUUUGCGCAUUGCGCGCACGCGCGGUGCCAUAGUGCCGCUACAGUGGCGCCAGUAAUGGCGGCGGAAAACACGCGCGCACGCGAGCACCGCCGCCGGUUUGUUUCUCCACGCCUCUACCUCGCCUCCGCCACCGCCACCGUUCUCACGACUCGUGGAUGGAUAAUUCUGCGUACGUGCCGAAUCAUCUACCGCCGCCGUCUCUGGUUGUGUUUUCACAGUCUGGAGGGCUGCCGGAAGCUCUGAGAAUGCAAAGACCCUUCAAUCCACAAGUGACUGACUCGAAAGACCUCCAAGUGCCAUUCAGCACGGCUGCAUCUCUCGGUUACGGCCUUCAUCAUAUGCUCCACAUACCGCCGCAAUUUUUGCACCCUCUGGAUCACCGUUUACCGUUCGGUGGGUUCAGGCCCCUCGGGCCAUCGGCGUUCGCUCCGCCGAGCAAGUGCCUGAAAGUGGAGACCGGAAACGGGCCGGUAACCAGCUCCGGAUUGCCAAGCAUCGGCUCCCUCUCGAGUAUAUCGAACAUGUUCUCGCCGUCGUCGUUGUCCUCCGCCGGCGGCAGCGCGGUGGUGUCCGUUUCCGGCGCUGCUUCCGGUAUCGGAGGAGGCGCGAGCGCCGCGACAGGGCAGGAAAUCGCGCCCCAGAGCCCCGCUGGCUCCACCAGCAGGUCCCCGACCGGGCCUGGAGCCGGAUCUGUUCCCAAUCGUGGCACCACCCCCGAGGAAGAGGAUCGUGACACCAACGCUACCCCCGGCUCCGAGAACACCGAGCGGUCCACGCCCGAGGAAGGACGACCUUAUCGACUGGGGCCUGUGUUCGGGGGCCGAUGCGGCGCGGAGGCGCUCGGGCUGGGGUUAGGGCUGUCGCUGGGCCCGGCCUACAGGUUCGCUCUGCCCCCGGGACUCGCUGCCAAGACCACCCGCUGCCUUGUAUUCGACCAAGGUAAAAAGAAGUUCCCCUCGGAUCCAUCCUGUUGUCCAGCAUGCGGAGUCACCGUGAGACCACAAGAACUGGAGCAACACUUUGCCCAGGAGCUCGACCGUCUCUACAAGAUAUCCUCCUCGUCUUCGCGGGCACGAGCAUCGAGGUCGAAUCUGGGCCCAGGGCAUCCGCAGGAUCAUCCCCAUGGACCGAUGCUCCAUGCUCCGUCGGCCGUCGACGGGACGCCUCAUGGAAGAUGGGAGACGUACAAAAGGAUCAAAGCUAAUAGGCAGGCCAGAAUUCGCGUGAAAAAUCGAAAAAGAAAAGCGGACGAGCCCGCGUGUCCAGUUUGCAGCGAGAAACUGUCCGGUUCGACCGAGGAAUUGAACCAACACGUCGAAAGGUGUUUGGCCAAGCACAAUAAUGGGAAUCCUGCUGGACAGAAUAACGUGGACGAGGAGGAGGUCGACGUGGAGGGCGACGCUGAAACUUUCGAGGAGUACGAAUGGGCUGGGCAGAGAAGAGUUCGGGCCACGUCGAUGCUCGUUGGAGGAUUCUCUGCUGCAGGUUUGGCGACGUCUUCGAGCAACCGUGGGUCGACAGGUGGAAACGGGGGAGCGAAUCAGCAGGAGGACGAGGACGUGGACCUGGUGGUGGACGGGGAUGAUGCCGCGGAGUUCGGGCCAGCUCAGUAUUCCGAGGCAGACGUGAUCGCGCCCCGUAUGGAGGGCACACCGAGGGAGCAAAAGGAAAGAGACGCACUCCGGGAAGCCGUGAUCUCGCCGAACACGCCGAACGCGGCGCACACGCCUCAGACGCCGGAGCAGAUGGGUCAAGGGUUGGUCGAGGUGAAGCCAGAACCGGGAACGACCACUCCUCUGGGACAGAACGAGCAAGAAACCGUCUCCUCCUCGCCGAGAAGGGACGGUGACAACCCGGUAAUCGAGGCUCUCAGAGGAAGAAUCCGAGAACUCGAGACGGAAAUGCGCUGUCAACCGUUCAAGUGUCUCAUCUGCAUGGAACAAUACAAGAAACCUGUAACUUCUGUCUGCUGCUGGCAUGUGCAUUGCGAACAAUGCUGGCUACACACACUGGGUGCGAAAAAGCUUUGCCCGCAGUGCAACAUGAUAACAUCGCCUUCAGACUUACGACGUAUCUACGUGUGAAGGAGACCGAGUGCCAAACAAGAAGCCGUUUAAACCUGGAGUUUUAGGGUUCCCUCAGACUAUCGACCUUUUCCCUGGCGCGCGUGUAAGUUCACUCGAGGAGCCCCGCCUUUUUAUCGAAGCGAGCAUUCUCGAUCGGUCGCUCCUCGAUCCUAGGACCUCCGGACUCUCGAACGGGGUCGAUAGUCUGGCGCGAAUCUUGCGCGGGGAAAUCGACGCGUUUCGAACCUUUGAGCUUUGUAAAUACCUUGUACAUAUUUACGCGUCACGUUAAAUUUCUCCUUUAGAUUUAACAUGUACUGUUACGCAUCGUAGCACUAGUAAAUUAAGCAUGAAUGGCGCGCGUGAAUAGCGUCUCGAUCGAAGGAACCCGCGGCGCUUCGAUCGCGUUUUCGAUCAAUUUUACGAUUGGAAUUCCGUUACUUCUUACGUACGUCGAUUAGCAAUUGCGAGAGGAACAACACCGUGCGAUGUUAGAGACGAUCGCAAGUUUCAAAACGAAUCGAAUGAAUUCUACCGAAAGAAUCGAAGCGCUUGGAAUGUGUCGAAACAUCGGUGUCCGUAUAAUUUUAUUGAUUCUACCGCCUUCGGUUUUCAAAUCGUUUUCGUACGCCUUCGAAACAAUUAGAAUGAAUUCCAGCUGGUUGUCAGCGUGUUGAAUAUUAGUCGCGAAAUCGAAUCCGAUACGAAUCGAGGAGUAUUCGCGCGUACCUGGAAACUUAGGUGUGACUUUAAACGACUAUCAUCUAUCUUAAAUUUGCCCUUUCGCCGAAUCUGUCGUUCUCUUAAUCUUCUUCCGGAACACGUCUGUGUAUGGUGUGCACCGCGUUCGAUUCACCAAUACGAGUAUGCAUGUAUAAAAUAUAAUCGACAAAUUUUUCAACACAAUUGUUUCCAGUAGAAAUUCUCCAAACGUACCAGAAAUUAUUUCAUCGUCCACAGUGUGUCCAACGACUGGCGAUACGAGCGACAAUAUGGCUGCUAUGCGCGAGAAAAUUAUAUCAUUUUUCUUUCGCGAGUAUUCGUUCUCUUCGAAUCGUUAUUUAAUAGUUUCAAACUUCUUAGAACCGGUUUAAAUAAACAAAGACUUUGACGAAGACACUUCCAUAUUUUUUUCGAUUCAUUUUCUCGCGUAGAGUCGCCAUAUUGCAGUUUAACGACACAACUUGUAUUCUUUUCAGUGUUUGUUACUAUCUGUUCAAAUUACAACUUCAAAUUACUUGCUGCACGAAGAAAUGGUUUCUUUUGAAACGUUCGUUCGUGCGGGAAGUAAUUUUUAAAUAAAAAUGAGGAUUUCCGUUUCUAAUUCAUUUUGACAUUCACUUGGAAACAUUUGUGAAUCGGAGAUUAGUAGAAUAAACGAAACGAAGAGCAAACUUGUGGCACGAAACAAAUUACGUUCGCGUUUUGUACGUAAUGAAAUUAACACAUCACAAACGAUCAAUGCAAUUCAUUUGAACAAACGUGUGUUUACUAUUCUUUUAUUUUUAUUUUUAAAUUCGUGAAAGUUUACUCAUUUUCUGUUCUCUUAUAAAUUUGAUAACGCGCACAAUUUCCAACGGACAUUAUUUAUUUUCUCUGGCCCAACGUUCUUAACACGCAGGACAGUAUGGGAAAAAGACUAUUAAGGAUUAAGGACCGAGUCGAAUUAAAUUUAAUUUUUUCUUAUUACUUGUUUAACCCGAUUCGUGAUGAUUUUUUUCGCGAAUGCUCUCUAUUUUCUCGUUCAACGACAACGCGCGGUGGAGGGCCCUCGAAACCAUAAACACGGUGAGUUUGAUCGAAAAAUUAUAGAUUUUUACUAUCAAUUUUUUCAAAAUAAAAAUUUCAGAUUCGUUCGACAACCGCCAUCUUAAUUUGGUUCGAAAGAAUUAACAGAAUUAUUCCCAAUUAUUGCUCGCGAGAUGACUGGAACGACGAGACUCGAUUUUAAAAUGGCGUCGAGCCGUCCACCCGCGUUGAAACGAUCGCCACAACUUUCGUCCGGUAAAAGUCUACUGUCCAGAUGCAUUUUGCGUUGAAACGAUAUUCUCGUCUUAAGAUUUAAGCAGGCAAACUCGAUCGAUCGAUCUUUGGAGAGAGAGAAAGGCGAAACAGAUUCCACGGGCGUGUUUCUUGCGCGCGAAACUUUCGAAUCUCUCUCGGGGCGAUUGGCUCGAAAGACAGAAACGAUGAUUGCCUUUUUCGAGCGCGAUCCACCUCGUUUCUUUCUCUCUUUUGAUCGGCGAAUCGUCCCGUCGCGCACGUCGGGGACGUUCUCUGUAAAUACACGAACCAAACAUGAGGACAGGAGAAAACCAACUGCCUGUCGUGAACGUUGUUCUG
Molecule: messenger RNA, 4855 nt
Organism: Colletes gigas
Lineage: Eukaryota; Metazoa; Arthropoda; Insecta; Hymenoptera; Colletidae
Product: E3 ubiquitin-protein ligase Rnf220-like
Exons: 10
Coding region: 602-2530 (642 amino acids)
Biological process (GO): protein ubiquitination
Molecular function (GO): ubiquitin protein ligase activity; metal ion binding
Source: RefSeq, a predicted model, not a curated record